GCAACGAGGUUAUGUUGCUUGUUUGUCGCGAAAAUUACAUCCAGCUGUUUGCAAAAAAAGAGAAUGAGUUUGCAUAUUUAUUAUUAAUAAUAAUAAUAAAAAUAAUCGUAUUAUUGAAAAGUUAUUUCAAUUAUAUAAAUCAAGACAAAAGCAUUUUGUUUUAAAUAGUAACAUGUAAAUGCAUUAUGACCAAAAUGAUAAGAAAAAUGUAGGCGGUCCAUUGUUCAAUGUGAUGAUUAAAUAAAAUGCAUUAAUUGACUCUAUAAUUAUUAUUUUUGCGUAAAACUGAUUAAACUUUUUUACAUAAAAAAAUACUCUCAGUGCGGAUAUAAUCUUUGUGUGAAUAGUCUCUUGUCAGUUAUUUCACGAUGGACUUGGCUGAAUCAUUUGUUCAACGAAAAUCAAUUUGUAAUAAAUUACAACGUAUACCACAAAAUAUAUCAACUGUUGUUGAGCAUUUUUUUUACAGUUUAGGUUUUAGAAUUGCAAAACAACCAGUUAAAUGGAUAAUUGGUUGUUCAUUUGUUGUAUUAAUUUGUCUAAGUGGACUUUACAAAUUUCGACAAGAAAAAAAUCCAUUGAAACUUUGGGUACCACCUGAUUCGGAUUUCGUUAAAGACACAGAAUGGCUGAUGUCGAAUUUUGCUGAAGGACAAAGACUUGAAACAGCUAUUUUUACUGCUGAUGAUGUAUUGCAAGCUGAUGCUCUCUAUCAAUUUAAUGAAAUAACAAAACGUAUUAUUAGAUUACAAAGCCUUGAUGAACCCAAACGAUACUGGACUGAUGUUUGUUUCAAAAUUCCAAUAAUAUCAAAAGAAUUAUUACGUCAAAGACGUAGUGUUGAUGAUGAUGAUUUUUUUGAUGAAGAACCAUUGGCUCGUGCAAAUAAAACAAAAUUUGAUCCAUCUGUUCAUGCACCAACUGAUUUAUAUUGUAGUAUUGUUGAUAAUUUACAACGUGGUUGUUUGGUAUUUAGUAUUUUAGAUAUAUGGGAUUUUGAUUCUGAUUUAAUUAAAAAACAAACAAAAUAUGAUAUUAUUGAAAAAAUAAAUACAAUUAAAAUAAGUCCAACACUUGGACAUCCAAUGAAUUUUAGUGAUUUACUUGGUGAUAUUGUAACUGAUGAAGCAGGAAGAAUAAUAUCAGCAAAAGCUGUUAAAUCAAUAUGGAUGUUACAUGUUAAUUUUCUAAAUGUCAAUAUGGAUGAAAUGGGAAACGACGUUGGAACUGCUGACUGGGCAACACCUGAUGUUUUGAAUUGGGAAUUGGCAUUUUUAAAAGAGCUUGAAUCAAGCUCAAAUGAUCUUAAAUUAUAUAAUGAAAAAUAUAAUAAAACUAUGGGCUUAUGGUACGAGGCUGGACGUAGUUUUGGUGAUGUCAGUGCAUCAACAAUGUAUCAAGAUAUAUUAAAAAUAGCAACUGGAGUUAUUUUAAUGUCUAUUUAUGUAUUAGUUAUAUUAUCAAGAUUUACAUGGGUUGAAUUACGACUUUGUUUAACUGGUGCUGGUUUAUUGUGUGUUGGUGGUGCCUUUAUUGUUGCUGUUGGUGUUUGUUCUUUAUUUGGUGUACCUUAUGGACCUGUACAUACAUCAUUGCCAUUUAUGUUGAUGGGUCUUGGGGUUGAUGAUAUAUUUGUUAUGAUGGCAUCAUGGAAACAAGUACUAACACACAAACAAAAUCGUGAAAAAACAAUUGAGGAAAAAAUUGGACUUAUGUUGAGUCAUGCAGGUGCUGCUAUUUCUAUUACAUCAUUGACUGAUGUUGUGGCUUUUAUCAUUGGUGCAUCAACUAUACUUCCAUCUCUUGAAUCAUUUUGUAUUUAUGCUGCUGUUGGAGUACUUGUUACUUUCUUUCUUCAAGUAACAUUUUUCGUAGCAUUUUUUACACUUGAUGUUAAAAGAAUUGAAAACAAAAGAAAUGGUAUUGUUCCAUGUGUCAUACAUGAUAAUCACCAAUCAACAAUACUCGAUCCAAGUAAAUCAUUAGCAUGGUAUAUUAUUGAUUGGUUUUAUUCAAAAAUAAUAUUAACAAAAUAUGGAAAAGCCAUGAUUAUUAUAAUAACAAUUACAAUGACAAUUGCUGCUAGUUUUGGUGCUAGUCAAUUGAAACAAUGGUUUGAUCCAAAUUGGUUUUUACCAAAAGACAGUUACUUAACAAAUUACAUGACAAUACAUAAUACUCAUUAUCCAAAUCGUGGAUAUCAAGCAGCUGUUUAUAUUGGUGAUAUUGAUUAUAAUGAUAAUUUAAAAAAUAUUAUAAUAUUAACUGAAAAUUUAAUGAACAUGACAACAUACAUUGAUCACGUAUCACCUUGGCCAAUAGACUUUAAAAAUUUUAUUCAUCAAAAUUAUGACAAAAAUAUAUUAACAAGCUCUCUAAAUAAUGAUGAAUUAUAUAAUUAUUUAUCAAAAUUUUUAUACAGUCAAACUGGAGGAAAAUAUCAACGUAAUUUUUAUUUUUAUAAUAAUUUAACAUGUGGUAAAAAUGCACCAGACAUUAAAGUAUCAAGUAUUGAUUUUUCAUUUAAAAGUUUUACUGGACCAAAUGAAUGGAUUCCAGCAAUGGAUAAUGUUAAAUUAUUAGCAAAAAAUUCAAAUAUAAAUGGUUUAAUAUUUGUUUGGAGUAGAAUGUUUGGUUCUUGGGUUACUGAUAAAGUUAUUGCUGAAGAAGUAUGGAGAAAUAUUGUACUAGCACUUAUUUGUGUUAUGGGUACAACAGCAGUAUUAAUUGCUGAAUUACAAACAUGUAUAUGGAUAUUAAUGUGUGUUGGUUUAACACUUGUUGACAUAUGUGGAUUUAUGUAUUAUUGGGGUUUAUCAAUUGACAUUGUAACAUGCAUUGGUCUUGAAUUGGCUGUUGGUUUGAGUGUUGAUUAUGCAGCCCAUGUUGCACAUGCAUUUUUAAAUAGUCAUGGUAAUGAUCGUUCAGCAAGAGCAUUAAUUGCUGUAAGACAUAUUGGUGCUGCUGUUUUAUAUGGUGCUGGAUCAACAUUACUUGCACAAAGUCUUAUGGCAUUUUCUGAAUCAUAUGUUUUUCAAACAUUUUGGAAAAUAUUUGUUCUUGUUAUAUUUUUUGGUCUUUGGCAUGGACUUUUAUUAUUACCAGUUAUAUUAAGUACAAUUGGUCCAUCAAGUUUACAUACUGAAACAAAAAAAAUAACACAAAUUAAUAAUGAUAUUAAUAAUGACAAAGAAACUGAAGUACAAGUUCCAUUAACUUCAAUUGCCACAACAAUUGAUUAAACAAUUAAAUGAAAAUUAUUAAAUUCAUCAUUAUCAAUAAUAUUUAUUUUUGGUUCAAUAAACAUACAAAAUUAUUACACUAUUCAUACUAUUAAUCACACAUUUAUACAAAAAUAAUAAUAAUUUUAAAAAAUUAAAAAGAUAGAAAAAAAAAAAAUUAAUAACUUAAAAAUGAUAUAUAUAUAUAUUUUGAUAUUAUAAUAAUAAUAAUAUAUUAAUAUUAAAAAACAAGUACAAAAUAAUGUAGCAAGAAUCAUUGUUAUGUUUGAAAUUUCUUGAUAUUUUUUUUCUAUUUGAAAUUUUAUUUAAAAUAAAAAUAAAAAACAUGACUAUUGUAAAACAUAAAUUAAAAAAAAAAUUAUGAAUUGGAUGUAUAUAUUUUAUUAUAAUAUUAAAUUUAUCUUUUUUUGUUAAAUUUAAUUUUCGUGAUUUAUUUAUUUAAUAUGUAUAAUUGUAAUUAAAUAUGACAAAAAUGAGCAGUGAUGAGUUUAGACCCAGUCGAUAGGUUAAUAUUUCAAUCACUGCUUUUCUCAGUCUUGCACAGUCCAUCGACAUUCAUUCAAUGUUUUUUUUUUUUAUUUUUUUUAAAUUAUUAUUUACUCUUCAAGCAUACAUUAUUUUUUGUUUUUCAUUUUUUUUUUUUUUUUUUAACAAAAUUAUUUCGUGGAUAAUUGUUUACAUCGAUUUGCCUAUUCGUUGGGCUGUUACACGCAUUUUCAUAAUAAUUUGCCCCUCGUUUGAAGAAAUACACUAAAGAAACGAGAGAAAAUCUCGACACAGAUGCAUAGAAAAUUCAGAAUGAAAGAAAUAAAAUAUAUGAUUAUUACACUAAGCGCGCACAUUGUUCUGCAGUUAUUUUUUUUUCGUUUUUUC
Molecule: messenger RNA, 4115 nt
Organism: Aphidius gifuensis
Lineage: Eukaryota; Metazoa; Arthropoda; Insecta; Hymenoptera; Braconidae
Product: patched domain-containing protein 3-like
Exons: 9
Coding region: 369-3242 (957 amino acids)
Cellular component (GO): membrane
Source: RefSeq, a predicted model, not a curated record